This is a messenger RNA of Aphidius gifuensis, 2071 nucleotides long. Its product is annotated as band 7 protein AGAP004871-like. Lineage: Eukaryota; Metazoa; Arthropoda; Insecta; Hymenoptera; Braconidae. Bases 375 to 1274 code for a protein of 299 amino acids. The transcript has 10 exons. Gene Ontology annotation, cellular component: plasma membrane. The record is from RefSeq and is a predicted model, not a curated record.
UUUAUAAUUUUCAAACCAUUAUUAGCAUGAAUCAUCACUGAAUUUAAAGGAAAUAGGGAUGAGGAAAAAGAGAGUGAGAGAGAUAACAUCACUGCGUAGAUGCGUAUUGAAUGAUGCGUAGGGUGUAAUUGUGACGUCUAAGAUUUAACCCGGGCGAACCACACUCUCCAUCUGUAUUCUGUACAGUAUCCAGCAUAAUUCAAUAACUCAGUUUAGAAACAUCCAGAAACAUCAAUAGCCAUCCAGAGAACGUGCAUUUUAUAACUUCCAAGCCUUCCAAGGUCACUCAAAGGUACAAACUGCUUUAAAAUCUGAUAUUUCAGUAGCCAAAUUUAUACACGUGUUUGUUACAAUAUAUAUAUAAGAUACUGAAAAUGAAUUCAAUUGAUGAUCAAAAUCAUUCAACAAUUGUUCCAUUGAACUUAAAUACACGCCCUGAUGAUAUUCGUAAUCGUAAAAUUGGUGCAUGUACACCAGUUGAUAAUGAUGAUUCAUUGGCAAUAAAAGUAUUUGUAUUUUUAUCAUGGAUUUUUGUGAUUGCAACAUUACCAUUUUCAUUAUUUUGGUGUUUUAAGGUUGUUCAAGAGUAUGAGAGAGCUGUUAUAUUUAGACUUGGACGUUUGUUGUCAGGUGGAGCUAAAGGACCAGGUGUAUUUUUUAUUUUACCAUGCAUUGAUUCUUAUACAAAAGUUGAUUUACGAACACGUACAUAUGAUAUACCAGCUCAAGAGGUAUUAACAAAGGACAGUGUUACUGUAGCUGUUGAUGCUGUUGUUUAUUAUCGUGUUAAUAAUGCAACAAUAUCAAUUGCAAAUGUUGAAAAUGCUCAUCAUUCAACUAGACUACUUGCACAAACAACAUUGAGAAAUACAAUUGGUACACAUCCAUUGCAUGAAAUAUUAAGUGAACGUGAAACAAUUUCAGUUAAUAUGCAGACCACAUUGGAUGAAGCUGCUGAUACAUGGGGCAUUCAAGUUGAACGUGUUGAAAUUAAGGAUGUUCGUCUUCCAGUUCAACUGCAAAGAGCUAUGGCUGCAGAAGCUGAAGCAUCUCGUGAAGCACGAGCCAAGGUAAUUGCUGCAGAAGGUGAACGAAAUGCCAGUAAAGCAUUGAAAGAAGCUGCUGAUGUUCUUGGUGAUUCACAAGCUGCUUUACAAUUGCGUUAUCUUCAGACUUUAAGUACGAUUUCAGCUGAAAAUAAUUCAACAAUUAUUUUUCCUUUGCCAAUUGAUGUCUUGACAUAUUUCAUGAGUGCUCAAAAAGCUAAAAUGUAAAUGUUACAUGUUCAGUAUUAAGUGUCAACAGUUUUAAAAGAAAAAAAAAAACAAAUAAUAUUUGUUUCAUUAUACUUAAAAAUUUUGAUUUAAAAUAAUUCUUAUUUACUUGUACAUUUUAUUAGUAAAAAAGAAAUAUUUUAAAUCAAUGUCAUAUUACAUGUUCAAUAUUAAGUGUCAAAGAAAAAAAAAAAAAUACUUUUCUUCCAGUUUACUUAAACAUUUUUUUACUUAUAUACUUUAGUUAUACAAAUUUUUUUUAAAAUUAAUUAUCAGUAUAAUAAAUAAACAACUCCAUGACUUUGAAUAACAUUUUUUUAAUUUUGAAUAUUCAUUAAGACAAUAAUAGCUUUUCUAAAUUUUUUUAUUGUUCAUUUUUAAUCACAAUAAUCGUGAUAAAAACUUGAAAGUAUUGUAAUUUUAUUGGUCAAAUUAUUGACUGUAUUAAAAUUAUAUAUUGAUGUACACGUGAAUAAAAUAAACGUUAUAUUUGUCAUGAAAUAUUUCAUUUUUUUUAUAAUUAAUGUGACAAAAUUUCAGUAAUUGUAUUGAUGAUCAAAAAUUAACUUUUAUUAGUUUCUGAAUACUGAGUUUAAAUUAGUUAUUUUUAUUUUUCGUUAUCAGUUACAUGUUAGAAUGUAUAAAUACAAACUGAUAAAAAAAAAAAAAAUAAUAAUACCGGAAAUGAUUCACAGCUAUAACUCUAUACUAAAUCAAAAGAAAUAUAUAUAUGAUGAAUUUUAUCUCUUGAUAUACUUAUAUAUUGUAUUUUAAUAAAAUUGUCUAAAAAUAUUUGA